Molecule: messenger RNA, 694 nt
Organism: Dendroctonus ponderosae (mountain pine beetle)
Lineage: Eukaryota; Metazoa; Arthropoda; Insecta; Coleoptera; Curculionidae
Product: mitochondrial import inner membrane translocase subunit TIM14
Exons: 3
Coding region: 112-465 (117 amino acids)
Biological process (GO): protein import into mitochondrial matrix
Cellular component (GO): PAM complex, Tim23 associated import motor
Molecular function (GO): ATPase activator activity
Source: RefSeq, a predicted model, not a curated record
UCAUAUGAUUGUCAAAGUUAAAGGUCCCCAUCAUAAUUGCAGGUUAUAUUUUUGGCAAAAUUCAAAGUUCUAAUAACCCAGCGGUCUGUGAACCCAGCUUUUUCACGCAAAAUGAACGGAGUGAUACUAGCAGGACUAGGGCUAGCGGCCGUAGGUUUUGGCGCAAGAUAUGCCCUACGCCAAAUGCCGAACGCUGCCAAAACCUUCAAUGAAGCAAUGAAAAAUUUGCCAAAGUUUGAGGAAUCUGCCGCCAACUCCAAAUAUUACAAAGGAGGUUUCGACCAGAAAAUGAAUAGAAGGGAAGCUGCUUUAAUUUUGGGAAUCAGUCCAUCCGCAAACAAGGCUAAGGUUAAGGAUGCGUUUAAAAAGGUAAUGGGAGUCAACCACCCAGACAGAGGCGGCUCUCCAUACUUGGCGUCGAAAAUCAACGAGGCAAAAGAUUUCUUGGAAAAACACUCACGGUAAAAAUGAAUCUGGUUGUAAUUAAUAACUGUACAAAAUUGUUAAUACUAUUAUGGAAAAGUUGACUAGAACAUAGUGUAGUGAAUAUGUUUAAAUGGUCCCACUCAUUUGGUGUGUUUAAGUCGUAAAGAGUCUAUUUUCCUACUUGAUAGGCUCCCUGAGAGAUCAAAAACGUACUAAAACAAUCCAUGUCUACAUCUACUGUUAGCAAUAAAGAAAAAUUGAUAACUUA